Molecule: messenger RNA, 1569 nt
Organism: Debaryomyces hansenii CBS767
Lineage: Eukaryota; Fungi; Ascomycota; Pichiomycetes; Serinales; Debaryomycetaceae
Exons: 1
Coding region: 1-1569 (522 amino acids)
Source: RefSeq, a predicted model, not a curated record
AUGGAAAGACCUAAAGAUACCAAAGAGCAAGAAGAGGAUGUGGCAUCAAGCUUUUCCUAUGCCAAAUCAGACAAUUUGAAUUUAUCGCUGGCUGAAAUGGACACAAUGUCAGAACAUGCUAAGCCAGAAUCUAUGUAUUCAGAUUCCACUCCUUCUACUAAAAGUCAUACGACCAAUACGAUCGAUCAAUCGAUAAUUUCAGAAAACUCUAAGUCGGGCUCGGGUUCUGGUUUUACUUUCAAUGGGACUCCAAACUCUAAUAAAGAGCUAAAAGGAUUCGGUCCCCCAGUGAUGCUGGGAAAAAGGUCAUCAAUGGUAUCCCAGUUAUCUGAUUAUUCGGCCAAGGGAAAUCAUAUUGCGCAACCGGUCUCAGUAAAGGUGGUGAAUCAAGACGUGAAUCCUACUGUUAGCAGAAAGUAUUACCGUUUCGACGAAAUAGAUGAUGAGCAGGAUGUUGAAGGAGGUGAUGAACAGGACCAAGCUGAAUCUGUCAACACAAUUCCCGAUGAUGCGAUUAAAUUGGGUAAGUUGAAAACAAAACCAGGUAUUACUUGUGAAAAGUUGGAACCUGAUAUGACUUUUAAUACCAAUGUUGAAAGUUCAGUUCCACCUAGAUCUUCACGCAGGCCGAAAAGUGAAGUUUUGACUACCACCAAUGAAUUGGAUAAAGAUAUCGAAAAAUUUAACAAGAACAAGGUUAAGGCUCACAACAAACGUUCAUCAAUUGCUAUAAGUGAUGAUCUUGAUAAACUCAUGGAAAGUGCCAACUCUAUUACGCUGCAAUUCUAUGUAUACAAAACUGUCGACGACAAGAUAAAGUACCAUGAGGGAAAAUCACUUUCCGAGAGAGAACAGGAAGAAAAGGAAGCAGAAUACUUAGACGAAACGGUGGGUACAGCUCAAUCGAACCAAGAUGCCGGACACAGCUCGAAUUCGUUUCUUUCAAGAGCUGUUUCUAAUCGCACCACCGAUAGCUAUCGCACUGCAGACAUAAUGGGCCCCGACCCCAUGUCCGAUAACCGUCUCCCCAAGGCAUCUUUGCCCCCAAGACCAACUGCCGAUAAUGUACAGCGAGCAAGACAGGUAUCUAACCAGAUCAGCGAACAGCAAAAGCAAGUCCAGGAUCCACUACCCCCAUCUGGCACUGCAGAAUCCCUACGUGGCACACCUGUAGCCUCACCUAAGGAUGACGACGAAUACUACGAUAUAGACGAGCCCAUGGUGCUUGAAAAGCCCGCAAGAGGUAAAUCGGUCAAAGACUCCACACGCAGCAUGAAGAAAGUUAAGCAUAAAAAGGCCAAAUCAAAGCGUGUAAGAUCCCUGUCCACUCCCGGAUUGAGGCCAUUCUCCUACCAUACAUUAAUUAACCUACUUGAGAGCACCAAUGGGACCAUUAUUGGCGAAGAAUUUGAUCAGCUAAACUUACCAAUCAAAGAAAAGCAAUUGAUCGAAAAGAUCGUUGAUUCCUUAUCUAGACUCACCUCUGACAUGGUUCUUGACGAAAAUAGAUACGACAUUGGAAUAGCUAGACUAGAAAAAGCCCAUAGGGCUCUUGAGGGUUUUAUAUAG